This is a messenger RNA of Nerophis lumbriciformis (worm pipefish), 3129 nucleotides long. Lineage: Eukaryota; Metazoa; Chordata; Actinopteri; Syngnathiformes; Syngnathidae. The record is from RefSeq and is a predicted model, not a curated record.
AUGGCGGUACGGAAGAAAGACGGCGGCCCGAAUGUCAAAUAUUUUGAAGCUUCUGAUACAGUCUCUCAGUUUGAUAAUGUGCGCGUCUGGCUGGGAAAGAAUUACAAAAAGUACAUCCAAGCAGAGCCCCCAACCAACAAGUCCCUGUCCAGUCUUGUGGUCCAGCUACUCCAGUUUCAAGAGGAGGUGUUUGGUCAACAUGUCAGCAACCCCCCACUCACCAAGUUGACUAUGAAAUCCUUUUUGGACUUCAAAGCUGGAGGCGCUCUUUGCCACAUCUUGGCGGCUGCCUACAAGUUCAAGAGUGACCAAGGAUGGCGCAGGUUUGACUUCCAGAACCCGUCCAGGAUGGACCGAAAUGUAGAGAUGUUCAUGACGAUCGAAAAGUCCUUAGUGCAGAAUAACUGCUUGAGUCGGCCAGUGAUCUACUUGAGUUCUGACAUUGAGCCAAAACUGCUGGGGAAGCUGAAAGACAUCAUCAAGAGACAUCAGGGCUCAGUGACAGAGGACAAAACCUCCAGCUCCCACAUUGUUCUUCCAAUUCCCAGCAGCUUGGAAGAAGAGGAGUGGGUGCGCCCUGUGAUGAAGAGAGACAAGCAAGUGCUCCUUCAUUGGGGAUAUUUUCCUGACAGCUAUGACACCUGGAUUCCUGCUAGCGAGAUUGAAGCCUCUGUGGAAGAUGCCCCCAGCCCAGAGAAGCCUAGGAAGGUCCACGCGAAGUGGAUUUUAGACCUGGACCAGUAUAACGAGUGGAUGAAUGAGGAGGACUACGAAGUGGGAGAAAGUCUUCCAAAGAGGAAGAGGAUAUCGGCCAAAACUCUUACAGACGAGGUGAUCACCCCGGACGAGCGAAGAGACAAAAAGCCUGUCGGUGCCAAGAAGAGGAAGCGCUCGCCUUCUCCGUCUCCCACACCGCCGCCACAGGAGAGCAAGAAAAAGAACGCUAAAAAAGGGCCGACGACCCCAUACACUAAAUCCAAACGGGGCCAGAGGGAAGAGGAACAAGAGGAUCUCAGUAAAGAUUUGGAUGACGCAUCACCUGUUCCAGCAUCUGAAGAUGGAAAUGCAGCCAAAACAAAUAGCACCAAGAAGGAUUCUGAUUCAACACCUGUCAAGGGAGGAGCAGAUAUAGACGAGCAAGAGGACGAGUCCAUGGAAGUAACAGGAAAGGAGGAGGAAGAGGGUUCUCCGAGUGUUAAGGGGGAGCCUGUUAAAGGCUCAGACCUUCACGAAGACAACGUGACAGAGCAGACGCAUCAUAUCAUCAUCCCUAGCUACGCUGCCUGGUUUGACUACAAUAGCGUUCAUGCUAUUGAGCGCAGAGCCCUUCCAGAGUUCUUCAAUGGGAAAAAUAAAUCUAAAACCCCAGAGAUCUACUUAGCGUACAGGAAUUUCAUGAUCGAUACUUACCGACUAAAUCCUCAGGAGUACCUCACCUCCACCGCCUGCCGCAGGAACUUAGCUGGAGAUGUCUGUGCAAUCAUGAGAGUCCACGCCUUCCUGGAGCAGUGGGGACUGAUCAACUACCAGGUGGACUCUGAGAGUCGGCCUACACCCAUGGGCCCCCCACCCACUUCCCACUUUCAUGUCCUUGCAGACACUCCGUCCAGUCUGGUGCCGUUACAACCCAAGACAUCCCAGACUCCUGCGCCUCAGCAGAUGAUGUCCUUCCCAGAUAAAGUGAAGGAUAAACCAACUGACCUGCAGAACUUUGGGCUACGGACUGACAUGUACAGCAAGAAAAUGGGGUCUUCCAAGAGCAAGAGUGCAGCAAGCUCUAUGAGGGACUGGACAGAGCAGGAAACACUAUUACUUCUAGAGGGACUGGAGAUGUACAAGGACGACUGGAACAAGGUGUCGGAGCACGUCGGCAGCCGCACGCAGGAUGAGUGUAUCCUGCACUUCCUUCGUCUGCCCAUCGAAGACCCCUAUCUGGAGGAAAGCUAUUCAUCCCUGGGACCACUGGCAUACCAGCCGGUGCCUUUUAGCCAAGCAGGAAACCCCGUAAUGAGCACAGUUGCGUUCCUCGCCUCUGUAGUGGACCCCCGUGUAGCCUCAGCAGCAGCGAAAUCUGCUCUAGAGGAGUUCUCUCGAAUGAAAGAGGAAGUUCCUGCAGCCCUGGUUGAGGCUCACGUGCGGCGGGUGGAGGAGGCGGCGAGGGUCAGCGGGCGGCAGGACCCUCUGUAUGGCCUCGAAGGGAGCGGCAUCGCUGGCACUGGCCUGGAGGAAGGCGAGAAACCAGAUGAAAGCAAUGACGAUAGUAAGAGUGACAACCAAUCAAAUGAAGAAAAGAGGGAUGCCAAGGACAGCAAAGAUGGAACAGGCGAGGAAGAAGAUAAAGUAGCUGAGAAUGGGAAGAAAGAAGAGGAGAGGGGAAGAGAAACUGAAGGCGAGGGGGAAGCGGACAAAGCCGAGUCUGAGAUGGGUGAUGGUGAUAAGGAGAAAGAUGGAAAAGAUGGUGAGGAAGGACAAAGAGAAGCUGAGGGUGAGGGAGAAAAGAAGGCCAAGGUAGAACGGGACGUGGGUGAGGGCAAUCUGGCCACCGCCGCUGCUUCUGCACUGGCGGCGGCAGCAGUCAAAGCUAAGCACUUGGCUGCAGUGGAGGAGAGGAAGAUCAAAUCGUUGGUGGCACUGCUGGUGGAGACCCAAAUGAAAAAACUAGAGAUCAAACUGCGACACUUUGAGGAACUGGAAACAAUCAUGGAUAGAGAGAGGGAGGCUCUGGAGUACCAGCGACAGCAGCUUCUGGCUGACCGGCAGUCAUUCCACAUGGAGCAGCUCAAGUACGCCGAGAUGAGAGCUCGCCAACAGCACUUCCAGCAGAUCCAACAUCAGCAGCACAGCCAAGCCGGGGGUCCUCAUCCCCCUCAGACGGCUUCGGGCUCCCAAGGCUCGGCCGCGGGUCAGCAAUCUGCCAGCACUCCGCAACCGGCCCGCAGCCCCGCACCAUCGGCCUCCGUGGGGCCCGGCGUGGAGUCCCAAACUCCUCCAGGUGCCCGCGCAUCACCCCCGGGCCCGCCGGUGACUGGCCACUCCGCCUCAAGCAGCGCCGCUGCACACCACGAGGCCAACACUCCUGUACCCACCGAAACACUUCACCCCUCUGCUCCAGUUCCGCCUCCACAGUGA